Messenger RNA from Morchella importuna, 1284 nucleotides. RefSeq lists its product as uncharacterized. The transcript has 2 exons. NCBI's taxonomy places the organism in Eukaryota, Fungi, Ascomycota, Pezizomycetes, Pezizales, Morchellaceae. The record is from RefSeq and is a predicted model, not a curated record. Gene Ontology annotation, molecular function: methyltransferase activity. Bases 1 to 1284 code for a protein of 427 amino acids.
AUGGAAGGUGGAUUUAUGGAUUUAUACGUCCCACCUUACGGGCCUCCUUCUGCAUUCAUGAGCACUUACGGUUCCUCGUCGUCUCACGACCAUCCCACCUCACCUACGAGCACAAAAAAAGCCAGUCAGGUGUCCUUGCCAAAGCCUCCAACUUUUGCAUCACGGCAUGGUCGACGAUUUCAUGGCGAUGAAUCAAUACCUUAUUACUUGCCCUGUGAUGUACAAGAACUGAGCCGACAGUCUUUAUUCCAUGAGGUCCAACGUGAAGUAUAUGGGGGGUUAUAUUGCGCAGAAUUUAGCGAUAAUAACAUUCCGUGCAAAGUUCUAGAGCUUUGCUGUGGUACAGCGAUAUGGAGUGCAAGUGUGGCAGAUGAAUUUGCAGCCCGGGGAAGACCAGACGUUCAGUUCGUUGGUUUAGAUAUUGUUCCGGUGCACGCGGAUAUGAAGGGAGUCAACUUUACAUUCGUCAAGCAUAAUUUUCAAGUGUUACCACUUCCUUUUGCAGACGGAGAGUUUGAUUACGUCUUUGGCCGGGAAAUUUCAAUGGCCACACCCAUUAGUGAUGCAAAGCAGAUGACUGAGUGUGUACGAAUCCUCAAACCAGGGGGGACCCUUGAGAUUCAGUGUUCGGAUUAUUCCAUUCGAUCGCUACAGCGAUCCCAUAUUACCUCCUAUACUCCUGGUUCCAGUGCAUACACGAUGGUACCAACCACCCAAUUUGCGAGCACCGCCGAAAACGCAUACAUCCACGCCUGGAACGAGCGGAUAACAAAGAUGCUGACGAAGAACAAUCUAUCGCCGGUGCCCUGUACACUUAUCGGCCCUCAACUUUUGAUGGAAGAGGAAAUCGUAGGAUUGCAAUCGAAACGGGUAGCUCUACCGCUAGACGAGAUAUGGUGGGAAAGUCCCAACUCGGAUUCAAAAGCACCGCAUCUCACACGGGAGAAACGGAUCAGCGCGGAUGCUGCCAGCAUCGAAAGUAGAUCCGGAAUUAACCGAAAAAGUAGUCAGUCGGCCACACGGCGUUCUUCGACAUCUUCAGGAUCCCUUCAGUCGCCAUUGACUGCCUCAGAAAAAGCUGUAAGAAAUCUGGCAAAAUUGACGUUUGCCCAAUUAAUUGAGUCACUUGAGCCUGUACUACGAGAAACAAACGGAAUCCGGCAGGAUGACUGGGAUAAUUGGUACAAAGAGCUCAUGGUUGAUUUCUUUGAAAAUGGAGGACUGACGGGAGGGGAGUGUAUGGAAUUUGGGGCCUGGUGGGGAGUAAAAUCAAAGUCGAGCUAG